Messenger RNA from Vombatus ursinus (common wombat), 541 nucleotides. RefSeq names its product teneurin-4-like. Gene Ontology annotation, cellular component: membrane. The record is from RefSeq and is a predicted model, not a curated record. Gene Ontology annotation, biological process: signal transduction. NCBI's taxonomy places the organism in Eukaryota, Metazoa, Chordata, Mammalia, Diprotodontia, Vombatidae. The transcript is spliced from 3 exons. The coding region runs from base 38 to 541 and encodes 167 amino acids.
UCUGUUUUUGGAUGCUGAAAAGCCUGCAGUGGGUGCCAUGGAUGUGAAGGAAAGGAAGCCGUACCGUUCCCUGACCAGGCGCCGGGACACUGAACGCCGCUAUACCAGCUCCUCAGCAGAAAGCGAAGAGGGCAAAGUACCCCAAAAGUCCUACAGCUCCAGCGAGACCCUGAAGGCCUAUGACCAAGAUGCCCGCCUACCAUAUGGCAGCCGGGUCAAAGACAUGGUGCACCAGGAGGCGGAUGAGUUCUGCCGAGCAGGUGCCAACUUCUCUCUUCGAGAGCUUGGGCUGGGAGAGGUGACCCCACCCCAUGGAACUCUGUACAGGACAGACAUUGGCCUGCCCCACUGUGGCUACUCCAUGGGGGCUGGCUCAGACGCUGAUGCUGAGGCUGAGGCCGUCUUGUCCCCCGAGCAUCCGGUAAGACUGUGGGGCCGGAGCACCAGGUCUGGAAGGAGCUCCUGCCUGUCGAGCCGGGCCAACUCCAACCUCACCCUCACUGACACUGAGCACGAGAACACGGAGACUGUAUCCAUGUAA